CCGUCAUUGUACCAACGGUGUCUCAUUGGUCAACUUCUUCCAAUUGAUUUUAAUUGCGCCUUUCAUCUGAAGCGAAACAAUUAAAAUGUCUACCGCAGGAGUAGGCCGUCUACUCGGGAAUUCAAGCAAGAUUUACAAACUUAAUAUUCCAGCGAUAACAGUCGUUUCUCGAAAUAAUUCAUGGACUCCGAAGGAUGUUGAAACUCACACCGGACAGAAAUUCGAAGAGAAUGAUUACCGCUUAGCGCGAUUUGUAGACAAAGUGAAAGAAGUAAACACUAACUGGGCGGUUAAAUUAAUCGAUGAAGUGCCGCCGUCUCCAGCAAAGGCAAGAAUUGUCUCGUGUGAUGGAGGUGGAGGUCCAUUAGGACAUCCCAAGGUUUACAUCAAUUUGGAUAAACCAGGUAAUCAUAUCUGCGGUUACUGUGGAUUACGCUUCUAUAAAGAGGAUCAUCAUUGAAACCUUGUUAACGUGUUUGAUUAUCUCGAAAUGUCGAUAGUCCAAACGUAUGCUAAAUAUAUAUAUAUUCACGUAUUUAAAUGCAGAGAUUGGGUAAAUAAGUAGACAUUGCUGUUAAAUAAACGUAUGUAAUAUAAUAUCAGAGUG
Orussus abietinus is the source of this 607-nucleotide messenger RNA. RefSeq names its product NADH dehydrogenase [ubiquinone] iron-sulfur protein 6, mitochondrial (gene ND-13A). Gene Ontology annotation, biological process: mitochondrial electron transport, NADH to ubiquinone. The coding region runs from base 86 to 460 and encodes 124 amino acids. The transcript is spliced from 3 exons. NCBI's taxonomy places the organism in Eukaryota, Metazoa, Arthropoda, Insecta, Hymenoptera, Orussidae. The record is from RefSeq and is a predicted model, not a curated record.